GCCUUGCCUAACACAAGUUAUAAAUUCGGGCACCGCCGGGAAUCGAACCCGAUACCCCAGGAUUACAAGGCCACAGCUAAACCACCGUGGCUGACAAUGGGCACCUACACCGCAACAAAAUCCUCAAAAUCUUUCAUAUAUACAUAUAGGUCGACAGGGAACCACAACCCGUAAAAUUACAAAGGACGGCUUUACAGCCACCGCGAGAACCUUAAACCUCAUCUUCCUGUAACUCGUGGUGGGAAAAAAUACUUUAUUUGUUUUUUAACCAUCUUCGAGUAUUUUUCUUCAUUUUCGUGGAUUUUAGAGAAAACCAAAUUGUCAUUGUUUUCACGAUUAUGUAGUAACCGUGGGUUUACUAAGUGAGACAAUUAUUAUCAUGUUGGCAAGCCUGCUAUCGUAGCAGAUAUUUACGAGGAACGUGGGAAGUAUUUAAAACGUAUAGAAGCGUAUGUGGUAUUGUAGGUUAUAAUGUUAUUUUAUUCUUUCUUCAAGUCGCUUGUGGGAAAAGACGUUGUAGUGGAGCUGAAGAAUGAUCUGAGCAUAUGUGGCACCUUACAUUCUGUUGACCAGUACUUAAACAUAAAGUUGACGGAUAUUAGUGUCACAGAUCCAGAUAAAUAUCCCCACAUGUUAUCAGUGAAAAACUGCUUCAUCCGUGGCUCUGUUGUACGUUAUGUUCAGUUACCAGCUGAUGAAGUAGACACUCAGCUUCUACAAGAUGCUGCAAGGAAAGAAGCAGCUGUACAGUCUCGUUAGUGUUAGCAAAGUCAUUGCCUUUCAUUUUUUAACACCACUCGUUACCUUUUGCCCACUUUUUGUGUUGGUGACUGGGAAAUGGAAUUAUUCAAAACCUCAUUAAAUAUACAAGAGAAUGACUGAGUGAAAGGUAAGCUUUGGAAUAGUACCUGCAGAAGCAAUGCAGCAAUGGACUUUUUAUUCUGUUAUUUAUUUUCUGUUCUGAAUGUCAUGUGAAAGAAGUUUAAUGUUACUGUAACAGUUUGAAAGGUAUGUUGCGAGGCAAAGGAAAAAUUGUAAGUUAUGUUUUAUAGUGUGGUGAUAAAAUUUACAAUGCGACAUUUUUAUUUUCAGCUAUUGUUAAAUCUUAGAUGACAUAACUCUUAGAUGAAGUACCGGGUCUACAAUUUGUGUCUUUCGGGGCGUGGCUUGCGUUUCGUGGUCGGCCGGCGAUCUGUUGACGUCGGCAGGACUGGUGCGUGUUCUUCCUGUGAGUCACAGGUGAAUCAGUUUCAGUGCCGCUAGUAACAGGGAGCUGCGAGUGUUUCUCGUCACUGAUACAUGUUAUUACAUUAAUUGUUCUUACCUUAAAUCACAAAAGAUGUUCAAAGUGACUUCCUUGUGCUUGCAGGCAAGCUUCACAUCUUGUUAACAUAUUUCUAAAUACUCGACGAAGCUCUUCUGGGAUAUUGCCGAAAUGAAUUGUCGUUUCCUGUUGUUUUUAUCCAAAGCUGAUCCUGUACUACAAAUUUUUUUUACUAAGCUCUCUAUCAUGAGCCUGCUAGGAACGCUUACACCAGGAAAAUGUCUGCAAAAUUUACGGCGGCAUCUUCCGUAGGAUGAAUAUUUGGCAUAUGUUUUGACUAAGGACACACUUAAUACUAUACACCAUAUUAUCAACGUCAAUCCGCUACAAGAGACGCAAUGAAACUGAUUCGCCUGUGACUCAUGGGAAGAACACGGACUAGUCCCGCCCACGUCAACAGAUCGCCAGCUGACCGCGCGGUGUGGGCGCGCCUCGAAAGACAUAAAUUGUAAAGCCGGUAUAAGGAAGACACAUAAUGAGUAAAACAACAGUUACAUUAUCAGAAACUUUAUUUUUUCCUACAUAGCAUUUUUUUUGGUAAAAAAGGAAUGUAUGUGUGAGUGAGUGUAUGAGAUAAUAAUAUGUAUUGUACACAAAAAUCAUGAAAUAUUUUGCAGAGAUUGAGCAGUUAGGUAGUCAAAAUUUGAAUCUUUAAAUGAUAUAGAUGCUUGAUGUCAUUAUCAAGUAGUUGAUACUUCUGUUUAAUAUUCAAAUCAUAUGUGUUCAUACCUUAGUUUGGAGGCUGGCUAUCAUACCUUUGUUAUGGUUUAUGUUAGUUCCUCCAGGUAAAGGUUAGAGAAAUACUAUAAAGUAAGCUACUGCUGCUCUUUUCUAUAUAUUUUGCAAUUUACCUUUUUCAUAUCAUCAUACCAUUUGAUGGUACAUAACCCAAAUAGCUGAUAAAAUGCCAUUAAAUAAGCCAAGAAUUAAUCAAGAAUAUUGAUUUUGGUUUUAGAUGAAAUGACUGCAAGGAAAUUAAAUUUUUUUUCUAGAAUAUUAUGAUUCUGUAGUCCACAUGGUUUUGUGUUAUAUUCAUUGCAGGCGUAAUAACGUUCAGAAACUAUGAGAGUAAAUACGAUUUAACAGUAAGAAUUAGAUACAUUCGUUUCCAAGUAUCAUUUAAAUUCACUAAUCAGUUUAAGGCAUGACUAGCUUAUAUUUUUCCAUGUAUUUCUAAACAACUGUAAAUGGCAAUAAAAAUUUAUAUUGUAGAAAUGUCUUAUCAUUUUAAAUCUUUGAUUGAAUUAGGGAUUUAUGAAUAACAUUUCUGUCAGAUGUGUAGGAACUGGUAUAUUUUAUGUAUAUUGCUGUAAAUAAAUAAAUGUUUAAAGUGGUCCAUAGUCAUGCAGAUACACUGUACUGCAUGGCAUAGCAUUUAUUUCCAGACAUAUUUGAAUAUUCUAGGAGCAACAUGGACCUCGAUCUGGUGAUGAAGGCAGUUGUCAAGCAGUUCCUCAUUGGCAAAGGUACGUGUUGCACAAAUCAUAGGUGACAGUGGAGAGAGACAUGUUUUGUUGGGCAUGAAUCAGUUACUUUGUUAGAUUUUAGGUUUCUGUGGUGAUGAAACUGUGGAUUGUGGUCUUGGGUGUGACAUCCUGUACUCUUGUAGGUUGUCACCAGUAUUCCUCCAAAAUGGGAACCAUCUGCAGACAACACAAUCUAGAAGAUCACAAUCCACAUAAUUUACAUUGCCAAACUUACAAAAUAAAACUGAAAUUCAUGUGGCAACACAGUUUCUUGAUUAUUAAUAUAUUUUGUACAUUGUGUAUAGUAUGUGUGUAUUGUUAUUUAAGUGCUCUGUUGAUCCAAUUUUAAAUGUUACAAUAUUGUUUAAAAUAGGAGAUGGAGAGGGGAGAAAUAAAAAGAUGCAGUUUAUUAUAUUGUAAAAUACA
Messenger RNA from Zootermopsis nevadensis, 3216 nucleotides. Its product is annotated as U6 snRNA-associated Sm-like protein LSm2. Gene Ontology annotation, cellular component: U4/U6 x U5 tri-snRNP complex; Lsm1-7-Pat1 complex; P-body. Gene Ontology annotation, biological process: mRNA splicing, via spliceosome. NCBI's taxonomy places the organism in Eukaryota, Metazoa, Arthropoda, Insecta, Blattodea, Termopsidae. The record is from RefSeq and is a predicted model, not a curated record. Gene Ontology annotation, molecular function: RNA binding.